Molecule: messenger RNA, 2286 nt
Organism: Lutzomyia longipalpis
Lineage: Eukaryota; Metazoa; Arthropoda; Insecta; Diptera; Psychodidae
Product: Bardet-Biedl syndrome 2 protein homolog
Exons: 15
Biological process (GO): non-motile cilium assembly
Cellular component (GO): BBSome; motile cilium; neuron projection
Molecular function (GO): protein binding
Source: RefSeq, a predicted model, not a curated record
UCCGUGAAAAAGAUAACAAAAAGAGAUUAAGAAAUUUCAAGAGAGAUGAAGGGAACUGUAAAGCCGGUGUUUUCCUUCAAUUUAAGCCACAAAACCGUGGAGAAGAAAGUUUGCAUUGGGAAGUACGAUGGUACACACUCUUGCUUAACAGCUGUAACGAAUACUGAUAAGAUUGUCAUCCAUAGCCCCCAUAGACGUUCCGGGAUUGCAAAUAGUCGCGUUUCGUGGUCAAAUGUUCACCAUGACAUUGCUACAUUGACCCUGAGUCAGCAAAUUACGGCCAUUGAAUGUGGAAAGUUGGACCCAAGUGAUGAGAAAGAGGUUCUCAUAAUUGGGAGUCCCACGCAUAUUUUAGCUUACAACAUUGAAGAGAAUAUGGAUUUAUUCUUCAAGGAAAUUCCUGAAGGGGUUCAAACUCUAUGCAUUGGAUCUCUUGGAAUGCUUCAAAUGCCCGUUGUUGUAGCUGCUGGACAAGGUGGCCUCAGAGCUUUUGAUUGCAGUGGAGUUGAGCAAUUUUGGCUCAUAACUGGAUGCAAUUGCCUCACAUUGGUGCUCUUUGAUGUGGACAAAGAUGGACAGAAUGAAAUUCUAAUCGGCUCAUCAGAUUCCAUGAUUAAGGUCUACAAGCAGGAUUCACUCUUGUAUGAAUUUGCCGAGAACGGAUUAAUUGUGGAACUUAUGAGUUUAUGACCCGGACACUUUGCUUAUGCAUCUGACAAUGGAACAGUUGGUGUGUACGAGAAAAAUCUUCGUCUGUGGCGCAUUAAGUCAAAACACCGACCAACUUCCGUGAUUGAUUAUGAUUUCCUUGGAAUGGGCAAUAGUCAGUUGUUGACAGGUUGGGACAAUGGCAAGAUGGACAUUAGGGAUAUUUCAACAGGUGGUGUCCUCUUCAAAAUCCACCUCUCCGUUGGUAUUACAAAGCUCCUCAAAGGGGAUUAUCGUGGCAUUGGGAAGAUUGAUCUCAUUUGCUGUACACAGGAUGGAGAAGUUCGCGGGUAUACAACGUCUAAAAUUAAUAUUGCUGCAAUUAAUGUGAUGGAACAGGAACAAAUUACUGAACUCUUCAACAUUAAGCACUCACUUAUGUUGGAACUGCAGCACUACGAGAGCAACCUCAAGUACAACAUGUCAUCAAAAAAUCAACAACUUGAGGAAUUCAGCGAUAGUCCAUCAAGCAUUGGAAUAAUUCCAGCAAACACACGGCUGCAAAUUGGAAUUGCAACUGAUAUUGAAAAUAAAUCUUCGCCAUCCAUUGAAAUAUCAAUUUGUACAAAUAAUUCCACGAUUAUUCGGGCUGUGAUUAUCUUUGCUGAAGGUCUCUUUUCCGGUGAAACACUCAUUGUUCACCCACAUAAAGUCAAUGUAUCGAAGCUUUCAAUUCCGGUGAAAGCCCCCAAGGACAUUCAGUAUGAUAUCCACAUAAAGGCAUUAAUUGGCUAUGCAAACAGUCAGCAAUUUCAUGUAUUCGAACUCACGCGGCAACUACCUAAAUUUGCCAUGUAUGCUCUACCAAAGACAGUGACUGGAUCACCAAAGUCCACCGAAUAUAUUUCAUCUCUUGCCAAGAAUUGCCCAAGUGGUGAGAAUUGCGUUGAAUUUCGCAUUGAUGAGAGAAUUCAGAGAAUAUGCAUUUGGAUUAAUCAGAAUUUCCUUCUACCGGCUGACAUUGAAGCAACUCCCAGUGGCACGACGGGAAAAGAAAGUCGUGGUGGAAGCUUAAAAUUGCACCUCAUUGCAAUGAGAAAACUUUCAGACAUGUGCUUGGAGUUCAAUGAGAAUGGUACUGUUGUUCUUCAUACCCCCGAAAUGGAAUUGGCGGGAAAUUUUAUUAAAUCUCUGGCUGAAUUUCUCGAUAUUGAUAAUUUGAAGACAGUGGCAAAAUUUCCACACGUUACGAAGCAACUGAAGGAGCUUUUUGAGAAGCUAAAUGGUCUUCAGGAGACACAACAUAAACUCCUUGUGGAGCAAAAUGAAAAAAUUGCAUCAAUUAAGAAUGUUUCUGUUCGCCUCUCUGAUGCACGAAUUCACGAUUAUAAAUUAAUGCUAAAAUACAGCAAUGAUUUGAUGACACUGCACGAGGAUCUCUUGACGAACUUUGUGAUCCGCCAGAAGAAUGCAAAUGACUUGCAAUUUACCAUUAAGACCAUCAAUGAACUCCUGCAGCAUGGAGCUAAAUUGAGAAUUGGUAAAUCCGGCGCUCAGGUAAUGAAACACUUCAAAGAGGCAGUGAAGAAUAACAAUAUUGAAACAAUCGUGAAGCUCUUUGAGACAGGAGAGAUUUAA